Messenger RNA from Cucurbita moschata (crookneck pumpkin), 2846 nucleotides. RefSeq names its product putative DUF21 domain-containing protein At3g13070, chloroplastic. The transcript is spliced from 14 exons. The record is from RefSeq and is a predicted model, not a curated record. Gene Ontology annotation, molecular function: flavin adenine dinucleotide binding. The coding region runs from base 383 to 2353 and encodes 656 amino acids. NCBI's taxonomy places the organism in Eukaryota, Viridiplantae, Streptophyta, Magnoliopsida, Cucurbitales, Cucurbitaceae.
AAAAUCAUCUGUUCAUUAGAGCCAUCUUCUUCAGGGCAUCUAACUUAUUCUCAAUUUAUCUGGCUUGCCCCCAUUGACAUGUUCGUGAAGAAACCCAACCUCCUUCAUAUGCCUCUAAGGCUACUUCCACCUCCAAGUUCAGCCAUGGGUUCUGCUUAGAAUCGAUUCUUCUUCUACCCAUCUCUACCUAAUCUUUCUCUUCUCCUUUCGCUGCCCUGUUCCGGCAAAAGAAGAAAGGUGCGGCUAAAUCCCCCUUUUGGGUUAAAUUUGAAUUGAUCAAUGUCUUCCACAGGGCAUCUAUAAGGUCGCUUGUCGCAAUUGUUUCGAUCCCAUUUGCAUGCUGCAUUGAAUUUUGAGUUCUGGGUCACUGGAAGUUUAGUUCAUGGCGCUCCAGUCUUCGAUUUUGGGUCCGCCCGCCUUCUCUAUCCGCACGAAACCCUUUUCUCUUCUGCAUUGCUAUCGAUAUAAGGCUGUACCAGUAAGGAUUUUUCGGAGUAAUAAUCGGUACCCUAGUCUUUAUUCGUCGAAUUGCGUUCAAUUUCGUAGUUCUGGAAGCAUUUGGUGUACAGUUUAUGAAGAAACUGAUGCGUUUGCAAAUGGAGCUCGUUUGGGAUGUGGGGUUAGUGCGAACUCGAACUGUUCAAGUGUUCCUGAGCCGAAUCGAGAUUUUGUUAGAGAAAUUGCUAAGCGUGGGGUUAUUUUCACUGCAAUUGUGUAUGGUGUGCUCGUUGUUGGCUGUAAAAAUGUAUUGGCAACUGAGGGUGUGGUUAGUUUUGGCAGGGAUGUUGUUGGGCAGGGGAUAUUGACGUUUAGAAAUGCGUGGCCAAAAGCGUUGUUGGUCCUUAAGAUUUUCAAGGAGCAGGGUUUGAUUUUGGCUUUGCUUUUAGGACUCUCUGCGUUUUUCUCUAUGGCUGAGACUUCAAUAACCACACUAUGGCCUUGGAAGGUACGUGAAUUGGCUGAAAAGGAACCUGAAGAUGGUGUCUUCAAAAUGCUUCGUACUGACGUUACAAGAUUUCUCACGACCAUACUUAUUGGCACAACUGUGGUAAAUAUUGGGGCAACUGCGUUAGUCACAGAGGCCGCAACUGCAAUAUUUGGGGAAGCUGGUGUUAGUGCAGCAACUGGAGUGAUGACUGUUGCCAUUUUGCUUCUCACUGAACUCACUCCAAAAAGUAUUGCCGUGCAUAAUGCUACCGAGGUUGCUAGAAUUGUGGUCAGGCCAGUGGCAUGGCUUUCGAUUAUACUUUACCCAGUUGGAAGAAUUGUCACCUAUCUAUCAAUGGGGAUGCUUAAAAUAAUUGGUAUGAAAGGGAGUAGUGAACCAUUUGUAACUGAGGAGGAACUAAAAUUGAUGUUGCGAGGGGCAGAACUGAGUGGAGCCAUAGAGGAGGAAGAGCAGGAUAUGAUUGAGAAUGUUCUUGAGAUAAAAGAUACACAUGUUAGAGAGGUGAUGACACCUCUUAUCGACGUGGUUGCAAUAGAUGGAAGUGCCACACUCGUUGACUUCCACAAAUUGUGGGUGACUCAUCAGUACUCAAGGGUACCUGUUUUUGAGCAGCGCAUAGAUAACAUUGUUGGGAUUGCAUAUGCAAUGGAUUUGCUGGAUUUUGUACAGAAGGGUGAAGUACUAGAGAGCACUACUGCCGGGGAUAUGGCCCACAAACCUGCUUACUUCGUGCCUGAUUCAAUGUCAGUCUGGAAUCUUCUCCGAGAGUUUCGUAUCCGGAAAGUUCACAUGGCUGUUGUGCUUAACGAAUAUGGCGGCACAGUUGGAAUUGUAACACUGGAAGAUGUGGUUGAGGAAAUUGUAGGUGAAAUCUUUGACGAAAAUGAUUCAAAGGAGGAGAUCCAGAAGAAAACUGGCUACAUUGUGAUGCGAGCCGAUGGAGUAUAUGAUGUCGAUGCUAAUACCGCAAUCGAUCAGCUCUCUGAAGAUCUAAAUAUCAAAAUGCCAGAGGGUCAUCAAUACGAAACGGUGUCGGGUUUUGUUUGUGAGGCUUUUGGAUAUAUCCCAAGGACGGGUGAAAGCGUUAAAGUGGUCCUUGAAAAGGAAGACGAAGAAGCAGAAGAGUCAAAUUCCGAAAACAAAAAUCAGAAGCAAAAACGCCUAAUCUUCAAUAUCGAGAUAUUAGCAGGAAAUGCUAGAAAGGUUAGUGCUGUUCGGUUUGAACGGGUGAAUGACGAUAAAGGUGAGGUGGCUCAUCUUGUCCCUAAAGUCAUGGAGAAGAAAUGGAGCAGUAAUGGGGAGUCUGGUAGUGUAGAAAAUGAUAAUAUAUUAUCAGAGAGACUUGAUGACAGCCUCUCUAGAUUGCACCAAAACGAUGAUGAUCAUAGCAGUGAUAGAAAUUAGUGAAGCAUAACUCAUUUUUGUUCCCUCAUUCUUUCAACACCAUAUAGAAGGUGAAGGAUUACAAGCACCAACAAACAAUAAACUAACGUUAUAAUGUUUCACAGAUGAAGAGAGGUGUCAAUAUUUAAAUCAUCAACACAGUUUGUUCUGUUCAUCACUGUUUCUCUUGACCCCAUGUCUGAUAAACUAAGAUCAUCUGUGAUUUGAAGAUGAGAUUUUCUGCUUUCCAAGCUUGGUUGAAGGUAUGAAGAGCCUUGGAAUGGUGACUUAGGUGGAAGAACUAGUUCAGAAUGGAAAAAUAAGCCUGUUUGCUCAGACAACGCAGCUGAAUUGGCUCGUAUCGACUCAGACGACAGGUUUUGAACCUCUUUCCGCUCUCUCAACUCCUUAGCUUUCUGCAGUCGUCUAAAUCUCUCUUGCAGCAAAGCAAUGGAGGACUUCAUUUCACUACUCAUUCUCAAAAGAAAAGGAACAAAAAAAAAAAAAAAAAAAA